Messenger RNA from Bacillus rossius redtenbacheri, 246 nucleotides. Its product is annotated as venom serine protease 34-like. Lineage: Eukaryota; Metazoa; Arthropoda; Insecta; Phasmatodea; Bacillidae. Gene Ontology annotation, molecular function: serine-type endopeptidase activity. Gene Ontology annotation, biological process: proteolysis. The record is from RefSeq and is a predicted model, not a curated record. The transcript is spliced from 5 exons. Bases 1 to 246 code for a protein of 81 amino acids.
AUGCAGGGGCGGCUCCAAGGCAGGACGAGGAUAGUGAACGGAGAGACGGCGGGCGUGAACGAGUUCCCCAUGAUGGCCGGGCUGUUAGUUUUUCUGACGCAGAGGAACGUGUUCUGCGGCGCCACCAUAGUGGCGCGGCGCUACGUGCUGACGGCGGCGCACUGCCUCGUCAAGAAGCAGACCAGCGACGUGGUGGUGCUAGUGGGCGCGCACGACAUCAGGACAGGUGUGGAGAGAGUGACGUAG